GGGGCUCUUUUCUCUUCCCCGCCAUCCUAUGUGCGGUUGAGUUCUGUCCGCACCAUGUCUUCUCACAAGACUUUCAGGAUCAAGCGAUUCCUGGCCAAGAAGCAAAAGCAGAAUCGUCCCAUUCCUCAAUGGAUUCGAAUGAAAACUGGCAAUAAAAUUAGGUACAACUCCAAGAGAAGACAUUGGAGAAGAACCAAGCUGGGUCUGUAAGAAGCGUCACAUAAAAAGUGGCA
This is a messenger RNA of Cervus elaphus (red deer), 233 nucleotides long. RefSeq names its product 60S ribosomal protein L39. The transcript has a single exon. Bases 55 to 210 code for a protein of 51 amino acids. Lineage: Eukaryota; Metazoa; Chordata; Mammalia; Artiodactyla; Cervidae. Gene Ontology annotation, biological process: translation. The record is from RefSeq and is a predicted model, not a curated record. Gene Ontology annotation, molecular function: structural constituent of ribosome. Gene Ontology annotation, cellular component: cytosolic large ribosomal subunit; ribosome.